UAAGACACACACACUAUAGUAUGGCCUUUACGCCAUCGCAAGCAGCGCACAGCGCUGUUCAACGGGUAUUGGACAGCAUCAAAAAACAGGCUGAAGAACGCGCUUUGAGGCAUUCCCGAGCUAAAUUGAAAGGUGAUUCCACGGCCUUGUCUUCUAGAAGCUAUGUACGGAAAUCGAAUAACGGCAUAUCUCCAAAGGUGGUUUACAAUGUCCAACAAAGAGCGAGGAGCACGGGUGACUACUUUACUAGACUGGUAAACAGCUCACCUAAGCCAAGGGUGCUACGAAGCGCCAACCACCCGGUGGCUAUACAUCUAUAUAAGCUAGCACACAGUGCGGCAUACAGGAAGUAUCGCAAACUAGUUCUGCUCACCAGUACCAAACUGAUACGGGAGUACUGUGAACGCCAUGGAGCAUGCAGCAGAAUAUACACCACUUCCUAUGAAAACCCAGUGCUCCUGGAGCCUAGUGUACGCGCAGAAAGGGUAAUUGUAUGUUCCGAUAAGUUGCUGCAAAAGGUCGCAGACCUCCACUCUUAUAAGGGCGGCGUUGUUGCGGAAGUCCCAUAUCCACAACCGGCACAACACCUAGGGCAGGCAGCACUCGUGCUAUGCGUAGCCCCAAAAUGCAACGCGGCUCGUGAUAACGGCGCGACGGCUACGCUAGUACGUACCGCACACGCGCUGCAGUGGCAGGCAUUGUGGAUGCUCAAACACGGGGAGCAUGACCUGCUGAACCCAAGAGACAUCCGGGCAUCUCAAAACUGCCUUGAUACGAUGCCAUACGUCGUGGGAACCGCACAAGAAGCAAUCAAGUUCGCAAAAGACAACGAUCUGCUUAUAAGUAUAUGCUGCGACGGCGGGUUCAACCUGAACUCAGACCGAGCUCAAAACAUCAUCAAACAACAUCGCGGGAUGCUGCUGCUAAUAGGCAAACAACCCAAGGAGCUUUUGGAAGCCGCCGUCAAGUUUGAUGUUACAGGUGGCAAGCCAAUCAUCAGCCCUGAGAGGAAGACGCAUAUGUAUAACCUGGAUACACAUGUCAAAAGUGCUAUUCUCAUGUAUCUCGUGCGCAAAAACAUGCACGUUACAGCACCGAGGUCCCCGUACCUAUCUCAGAAGGUAGUACGCCACGAGCCUUAGCCAACUUGUUCUGCACUUG
Babesia bovis T2Bo is the source of this 1161-nucleotide messenger RNA. RefSeq names its product SpoU rRNA Methylase family protein. The transcript has 5 exons. The record is from RefSeq and is a predicted model, not a curated record. NCBI's taxonomy places the organism in Eukaryota, Apicomplexa, Aconoidasida, Piroplasmida, Babesiidae. The coding region runs from base 21 to 1142 and encodes 373 amino acids. Gene Ontology annotation, molecular function: RNA binding.